Molecule: messenger RNA, 1111 nt
Organism: Zootoca vivipara (common lizard)
Lineage: Eukaryota; Metazoa; Chordata; Lepidosauria; Squamata; Lacertidae
Gene: EEF1AKMT2
Product: EEF1A lysine methyltransferase 2
Cellular component (GO): cytoplasm
Molecular function (GO): protein-lysine N-methyltransferase activity
Source: RefSeq, a predicted model, not a curated record
UCUCUCUCUCCCCCUCCCCGCCCUCCUUCCCGGCUUUUCUUCCCGCCGCGGCAACUGUAGCCUCGGCAACAAGCUGGUGGUUCCCAGCCUUACACUCAAAACCCCACAGGAAGAGGUUAAAGGAGCAAGGAAGGGCAGGUCCUCCAGCAGCCUAGAGCGGCAAAGAUUAAAGAACUGGGUUGGCAGCGCGCUGCUUCCUAUCGCGAUCGGGCUGGCCGCCGUUCGGCAAUGAGCGCCCGGGAGGAGGAGUUCGGCCCUUCGGCCCUGGGCACCAAAGAGCAUUGGGAUGCAGCAUAUGAACGUGAACUGAAAAAUUUUAAGGAAAAUGGUGCUCCUGGUGAGAUCUGGUUUGGUGAAGAAAGCAUGACUCGUUUAAUUAGAUGGAUAGAAAAGCAAAAGAUACCCCUGGACAGCUCUGUGCUUGACAUUGGAACAGGAAACGGUAUUCUGCUGGUUGAAUUGGCCAAAUCUGGUUAUACCAAUCUUACAGGAGUUGACUAUUCUUUGCCUGCAGUGCAGCUUUCAAAAAGCAUAAUGGAAAAAGAAGGGUUGCCUCACAUUAAGUUGCAGGUAGAAGAUAUUUUAAAUCCAUCAGAUGCUUUAUCAGACUUUCAGGUCUGCAUUGAUAAAGGGACUUUUGACGCAAUCAGUCUGAACCCAGACAAUGCGGCACAGAAGAGGAAGCAAUAUGUGAAUUCCCUGCACAGAGUGUUGAAGCCUGGAGGCUUUUUCAUUGUAACAUCUUGUAACUGGACCAAAGAGGAGCUGCUCAAAGAGUUCAAAGAAGCAGGCUUUCUUCUUCUGGAGGAACUGCCAACACCCACAUUCUGCUUUGGAGGAAGAACUGGAAACAGUGUAACUGCUUUGGUUUUCCAACAGAAAAUAUGAAGUUUUCAUUUUAGGUGAACUUUGGAUAAAGACUUCAUUCUAAAUUUCACUGACAUUUUGUAUAAAAAAUACAGGUUUCAGAAGCAGCUUUCUCUCAACUACUCCUUAUUGCAGUAUGUCAUUAUAUCAGCAUUUUAUACUACCUCAAAUAGUGUUGGCGCAAAUUAGGAACAGCUACCAAUAUUACUGAUGAGACCACACCCAUAAAGGUGAUUUAAUAAAC